Pezoporus flaviventris is the source of this 1579-nucleotide messenger RNA. RefSeq names its product shisa like 1 (gene SHISAL1). The transcript has 5 exons. The coding region runs from base 212 to 817 and encodes 201 amino acids. The record is from RefSeq and is a predicted model, not a curated record. NCBI's taxonomy places the organism in Eukaryota, Metazoa, Chordata, Aves, Psittaciformes, Psittacidae.
AGAGCGGAGAGAUGGGGAAGGAGGUGGCGGCUCUUGAGCUCGUGGACUAAAAGCACCGCGCUCAGCUCCCUGAGGUCGGUGGUACCGCCAGUGCUAUACCCGGCCCCGCGUCGGCGGCGAGGUUUCCUUCGGGAUUCGUUGGAAAAAGUGGCUGUGACCCGAGAGAUACUUAGCGCAAGGUAAUUCUCUAAUGGAUCAAUGAAGGCCAACGAUGACAAGUUGUGGUCAACAGUCCUUGAAUGUGCUGAUGGUUCUGCUUUCAUUACUCUUGUCAGCAGUGUUGUCUGCACAUUUUCGGGUCUGUGAGCCGUAUACGGACUACAAAGGCCGCUACCACUUUGGUUUUCACUGCCCCCGUCUUUCUGACAAUAAAUCUUACAUCUUUUGCUGUCACCAUAACAACACAGUAUUUAAAUACUGCUGCAAUGAGACAGAAUUUCAGACUGUUAUGCAGAUGAACUUAACAGGGAACGCAGAUGGAUAUAUGCAUAACAACUACAGUGCACUGUUAGGAGUGUGGAUCUAUGGCUUUUUUGUGGUGAUCUUGCUUAUACUGGACCUUUUAUAUUACUCUUCAAUGAACUAUGACAUUUGCAAAUUUUACCUGGCACGGUGGGGCAUCCAGGGAAAGUGGAUGACACAGGGACAGAGCCGAUGGAUUAACCCUGCUCAGGAUCCAAGCCAAGUACAGACACAGCCUCAGCCAGAGACACAGCCUCAAACUCAGACACAGCCUCAAACAUCACAGACAGUGCAUACUUUAAAAGGAGAUGCUUUAAGCCCACCCCUGAUGACUUUUCAGAGUACAUCUGCCUGAAAAUUAUAAUGAUGUGCCUCAAGAUGGGAGAGGUAAGAUCAGACUUCAAGGAGCAGCUUUUAAGAAAAUCAACUAAAUGACAAGAGCUGAAAAAAGCUGAAAAAUGCAGGCAAGAGAAAGAAUACAAGAAGAAGACUGAGCAAGUCCCCUGAAAAGAAACACCAGGCAGACAGCUUCUACAGGCAAACAAUAUAGAAAUAGUUUCCAGAAGAAAGCAGUCUGUAAGCAAUAUUCUAAUUCUAGACUGACAAUAUUGUCUCUGAAAGAAAGCAUCAUAUUUGACGAAAUGCUCAAUAGGAAAAAAAUUAAGUUGCUCUGGCAAAUCCACAUAAAGGUGGGAAAAGAUCACUAGACAAACCUUUGGUAGACAACAUUUCUUUGCCUCCCCAUCCAUCUAUUGCCCUUUGAGCCUAAUCUAAGUGUCAGAAUACUGAAUGUGAGUUUUUCCAAAGUUCUCUGGUGAAAAUUUUGUCACAAUAGGGUAGAUGCUGGCAAUCCUCAUUACUGUUAACCAUAUUGCCAUAUGCAUUACAAGGUAGAGUGAAUCCCUUUCAUCAAGUCAAACUGCAUGAUAUCCACCGUUUCAACCUUAAUACACAUUUGAAGAUAAUUGGCAAUGAUUCUGCUAAGACACCAAACAUCUGAACACAUAUUAGCUUCACCUUCAUGCACCCUCAUGAAGAGGGGAGCUUUAUUAAGCAGCAACACAGACAUCACCCCCAUUCUCACUGAAGCUGAAAGAGAAGCAGAAAAAAAAAUAAA